AUGUAUUAACCAGGGUAGGCGUAUGUAGGACCGCUUCGCCUUACGAGAAACCAAAGCUAGGGGAAUGAGGUGAAGCCUGUGGAACUGAAGUACUGCAUUACCAGCUCAGACACCUAUGUUGAAUACAGUACUGUUUUUGACCUGAUUUGGUAUCUCACUAAUAGCUAUGCAAGCAAGCUGUCGAGGGCUGGCAGGUCUCCGACCAACUGCAAAACGGCGAUGCGAGCGGAGGAGCACACUAUUACCGUGUAGAGCGGCUUCAUGUUGUACUGCCACGGACGACGACCGGGUGUACAUGCGACGUGCUUUGGAGCUAGCAAAGAGGGCCCUGGGCAAAACGCAUCCGAACCCCGCAGUGGGAUGCGUUCUAGUGAAGGAUGACAAGGUGGUGGGUGAGGGCUUUCACCCCAAGGCCGGCUUGCCGCAUGCGGAGGUGUACGCCCUUCGUGCCGCAGGCAACCUGGCUGCGGGCGCCACCGCUUACGUGACGCUGGAGCCCUGCAACCACCACGGCCGCACACCGCCCUGCAGCCGGGCGCUGGUGGACGCGCGGGUGGCGCGGGUGGUGAUCGGAGUGGGCGACCCCAACCCGCUGGUGGCCUCCGAGGGUUUGGCCACGCUGGAGCGCGCCGGCAUCCAGGUGGUGCUCAUGGACGGAGCCGAGCGGCAGGCGUGCUACGACACCAACCGGGAGUUCAUGGCGCGCAUGGAGGCGGAGGCGGCAAGCAGGGGGAAGCCCGCUGCGGCAGCGGCUGCUGCCGAGGGAAAUGGAACUGGGGCAUAGUAGUGCUUAGUGGUGAGGUCUGCACACCGCGCCGUGUCGGCAUUUGGUGACCACGGGUGCUUCGAGGGUUUCAUGCUUGGGGUGAAUACCUAGGCUUGCCAUGGAUAGCGGUGUAAGCGUGUAACAUGUAGCUUUUGCUCAGGAUUUGCGUCAAUUUCAACCCCUGCUUCAUCCCCAUAUAGAGUAUAAACAUUCCCAGUUGCACUAGUUGGCAUUGUGCACUCACUUAUGCCACCCUGCUGUCACGCGGUACGGUCAACCGUCCGCCCAAAAUGGAAAGUGUGGCCAUCUGGCAAGCGAGGUAUGAUGCUGCUAAGUUGGAAUUGGCGCGAGUAAAGGACAAACGUGUAUACGUUGUGCCUGAAAACGACGGGAGUAUCGGAGUAUGCCCGACGCAUGAAGGCCGCGGACGACGUACGGCAAACACUUCAAGGUGCCGUGGUCCUUGCAAUUGACCAGGAGGCAACAAGUAAAACGAACAACUGCAAACAUGUGGUAUAUGGUCGUUUAUUUUGACGAGGGCAUCCAUGCGAACUAACGCAAGGAGCCCUGAAGAAUGCUUGUUUUUUGUUGUAUAAGAAGUAUGUUAAGCAGAGCAUGAACUAGUAUUGAUAUACACGGGCUUCUAUGGCCACAGCUGGAACUUGGAGGACCAAAUGUCGACUCCAGGCAUGACCACGCUCGCAGAUAGGGUGGAGCCGGUGCCGGAGGCUAUUCUUCCAAAUGCCCUAAGACAAAGCCCUGGCAGCGUGGGGCUGUUCAAAGAUGAGUUCAGAGCGGCACAGCGACUCCGCUCCUCGGAAAGCGUAUUCAUACCCGAGGUCCUCCGCACCACACACCCGCCAGACCUGCCACCCCAGGGUGUGGCUGCGGCGCCCGCCCCAACCUACGUGACGCCACAGUCAGCGCGGCCGCCCACGGCUAAGAAGCACCUUGGGCCUGGGGCCCUCAGCAGGCCCGUAUCCAGCAAGAAGGUCCAGAGCGUUAAGGACCGGGGUCCGGAGUUUGUGGAGGCGCUAAACACGCCGGGUCAGGACUGGCUGCUGACGCGGCAGACCCGCGCAACCAGUCCCACCCGACCACGGCAGCCGUCAGAGGUGCGCCCCACCUCGGCGCUGGAUGUGGGGCUGCAGGCCCGCGUGAUGACGGCGCAUGCAAUGGCUGGUUCAGCGGUGGUGGGGCUGGACGUGCCGCCCACCAUCAUCAGCGGCAGCACUGGCGGCGCCAAGCCGGGCCCCUCACCGGCCUCUCGCGCCUCCGCGGCAGUGGCUGCAGCGGUAGCUAUACACGCGGAGAGCGCGCUGGGCAGUACAGGCCUGGCAGCUGCUAACGGCGGUGCCGUCCCCAGGCUGCCCCGCAUCCCAUCCCCUGGCACAUACUCGGCUGACGCCGUACAAACCCAUGCCAGUGCUCUGCUGGCCGCUGCGGCCGCGGCAGCCAGCCGCAGCAGGGGCCGCCCGGUCAGCGCCGCGCCCAGUGACAUCACCGCCUUCAUCCAGGACGUCGCGGACGAUGACCGCUUCGCCAACGAAAGCGCAGCCCCCAGCCGGCCCAUUAGCGCCUAUCCCCCGCACCGCGGCUUCCAGGGUAACGGUAAAGCCGCAGCGCCCGCCGGUGGCCGGGGCCAUGUCGCCAACGGCCAGGCAGCCGGUGCUAAGGGCAGUGACGGUGCGGCGCUGCGUCCUUGGACGAGCAAGCGCGCUGGGUUUGUGGAUACCACAUCCGACAACGCGACAGCGGGCUGCGUGCAGCAUCUUCGCGCCGCCUCAGCUUCCCUGCGCAAAUACACGGUGCCGCACAACGCCUCUGCGCUCUCAGGCGCCUCCACAACAUACGCCCGCAAACCCCGCGCGCCGUACACAAAUGACGUCAACACCCCCACUCCCUCGGAGCGCAUUGCCAACAAUCUGUCGCCCCUGGCUCGGGGGCUGUCACCUCGCACGCUGGAGAUCCUGUCCCCUGGCGGCGUGUCGCCCACUGCGCUGGGCCCGCUUCCGCACCCCACGUGGCGCGAGGUGGACGAUGUGGAGGAGAGCGUGCCUGAGGCGGACGGGGUGCACACGGCGGCGCGGAAGCACAUGAGCUACAUGCCGCUGGAGCUGUUUGACAACCUGGAGUAUGACGCGCACACGCCUGCGGAGUGGGUGCAGCUGGGAGCAGCACAUGGGGGUACCCCCGCGGAGACGGUCAUUUACAACAUGGCGUCCGAUUCCAAUACCUGGAUUGAUUGUCGCGUGCUGUCCUGGGACGAGGCGGAGCGAGUAUACAUCGUUUCCUACAACAGCGCGGCCAACACCGGCUUGAAAACAAAGAAGGUCAAGCGACUGAACCUGCGCUUCAAGGAGGAGGACCCCGGCCUGUUCGAGCGGCGGCUCGCGGACGCGAAGGCGGCUCGCGAGGAGGCGGAGCAGGAGCUGCGGCUGUUCUUCUACAUUGACAGCUUGGCGCUGGUGGAGGUGCUGCACACCUACAACUACGCAGCCGCACUGCAGCGGGUGGCGACGCAGGUCCGCGGCCUCCACCCCGCCACCCUGGACCGCCUGGCUCCCGACCUGCUGGAGGACGCUGCCGACUACUUCGAGCGGGCGGUGAAGCGGGCGGUGCUGGACUACCGCAGGCUCGACCCGCUGGAGGAGGGCCGUCUGAAGGUUCUCCGCCUGCCGGAUCGGCGCGCCAGGCCGCCGGCGCCGCAGCACGGCCUGCUGCCGCUGGUGCCGCCGGGCUGCCGGGAGCUGGUGGUGGCGUUCGGCGACGUGCUGGCGUGGAGCCGCGCGCACAUGUUUAGUGCGCUUCCGGAGCUGCACCGCGCGCUGACCUCGCUGGCGGGCAUGGUGGCGUGCGUGGGCAAGCAGCUGCUGUGGUGCAUGGCGCCCAUGUCGGAGGAGUUCAAGCAAAUGCCGGGUAACGACUACGACAUUUCGGACGCCGGCGAGCUGCCCUUCCCGCUGCGCAAGUUCGAGGCGCUGCAGCACGCGCACCUGCGCCACGUGCUAAAGUUCGCGGAAAAGAAGAUGAUCGAGGCCAUCGGGCUGUGUCGCAGGGACGGGCCGCUGGCCAAGCUCCUCAACGACGGCAAACAAUACGAGGAGGAGGAGCCCAUCAGCGACGCACACCGCAGCUUCCUGCGGCGGCUGGGCCUGCAGGUGGCUGCGGAGAUGCACUCGCUGCUGCAGGCGUCGGCGGGCGCCUACGCGGACACGCUGGACACCUUUCAGAAGUACGAGCCCUCCAUCGCCACUGCGGGAGCUGCCUCGGUGCCGUACGGAGCCGUACGGGAGAUGUUUGCGGAGGGCGCCUUCCUCACGCUGCACCUGCUGCUGGAGUCGUAUGACCCGGAACCGCUGUCUGAGGACGAGCCGUCCGAGCAUGGGGAGGACGACGAGGACGCCGAUGAAGAGGCUGAGGCGGAGGCUGCGAAGAGGGCUCGUGACAGGCCGCCGCCUGACAUUCGUGUGGGCAGCUUCAAGAUCCUGCUGUCGCCGUCUGCGGAUGAGAUCAGGGAUGUGGUGGUGGGGCUGUUCGAGGACAUGGUGCGGGACGUGGGACAGAUCCCCAACAUCUUCACCUCCCCCCGGGCCGCCGACCGCGGCCUGGAGGAGUUCCACGACUUCGACAGCGACCAGCCGGGCUACGAGCUGGCGCUGCUGUGCAACCCCGACGCGCUGUCGCACGACCGCCAGGUCAGCCGGGCGCACCGGCGGGUGCGGGACGCGGUGGCGCAUGCCAUCGAGCGCGCGGAGGAGGUGGCGGUGCUGUUCGGUACGGCUGCGGAGGCGCUGGCGGUGGACAUCCCCUCCAUCCUGCGCCAGCUGGAGCCGCUGGCGACUCCGCUGGAGCAGUACCACAAGUGGAUCGGCGCGUUCCGGGCGGCAGCGCUGGCGGCUAGCGUCGCGGCGCCGACACAGGUGUACACGGGCAUGCUGCUUGUGGACACUCAGCCGCUGAAGCACGCACUGGCCGCCAAGGCUGCUGCGGGCGAGCAGGCGCUGCUGGACCAGCUGAGGAGCAAGACCAUGGACGUGGCGCGGCGUGUGAGCAGCCGCUGCGAGGAGCUGUCGCUGAAGGCAAUGGCGGUGGCCACCGGGGUGCGCAGCGUGCUGGACCUCAAGGCCCAACUGACAGCAACCGAGGCGGAGGUGUCGGACAUGAUGACCUGGCUGGCGGCGUCACGGGAGCGCGAUGCCGUACGGUUCGCGUACCGGCACCCCACGCCGGAUGACGACGUGGAGCUGGCGACCGCGUCGCAGGCCUGGCCGAAGCGCAUGUUCGAGACCCUGGAGCGCGGCUGGCUGAAGCUGCGUGAAGAGGACCGCGCCUUCCAGACCAAGCUCAAGGCCGCCCGCGACAAGCUGGCUCUGGACCUCACGGACGUGAGCCUGUCGGUGCAGUCCUUCAAGGAGAUCAGCACCUUCGAGGACAUGUCGGAGCUGGCGCACCAGGGCGAGUCGCUGCUGGUGCGCAUCCAGCAGCUGUCCGACACGGCCGCCAGCAUCAACGAGGACGAGGCGCUGCUGGGCUGGGAGGCUGCGGAGUGGCCUGCCAUCCGCGAGCUGCAGGUUGAGCUGGAGCCGUACGCCUCGCUGUACACCAUCACCAACGACUUCACGCUGCGGCGGGAGGACUGGCUGUUCGGGCCCGUGCGGGACCUCAACGCGGAGGAGGUGGAGAACAACGUGGGCGAGUGGUUCAAAAAGACUGCGCGGCUGAGCAAGAGCCUGCCGCGCCCCGAGCUGCGCGCGCUGGCGGAGAGCACCCGCUCCAAGCUGGAGGAGUUCAAGGAGUACGUGCCCAUCAUCAUGGCGGUCUGCAACCCAGGCAUGCGCGGGCGGCACUGGGAGCGGCUGUCUGCGGCGCUGGGCACGCGGGUGCACCCCGGGGCGGACGGCGAGCUCAACCUGCAGAAGCUGCUGACGGUGGGCAUCGCAUCGCACGCGGAGCUGCUGCAGGACCUGAGCGACGCGGCCUCCCGCGAGAUGGCUCUGGAGCGCUCGCUGGACCGCAUGGUGGCGGAGUGGACGGGCGUCAAGUUCGAGAUCGUGCCGUGGAAGAACACAGGUGGUUUCAUCCUGAAGGGCAGCUGCGUGGAGGAGGUGCAGAUGCUGCUGGACGACCACACCGUCAAGGCGCAGGCCAUGCUGAGCAGCCCCGCCGCAGCGCCCUUCCUGGAGCGCAUCGAGGACUGGGUCAAGAAGCUGGCCAGCAUGCAGGAUAUCAUCGACGCCUGGAUGCUUGCUCAGCAGAAGUGGAUGUACUUGGGCCCCGUGUACGGCAGCGAGGAGAUCGCAAAGCAAAUGCCCAAGGAGCGGUACGAGUUCCAGGCUGCCGACACGCGGUUCCGCUCCAUAAUGAAGGCGGUGACGCGCAACCCCGAGGUGCUCAUCUUCACCGACACGCAGGGGCUGCUGGGGGACCUGCAGAGCUGCAACACCUCCUUCAGCAUCAUCGAGCGCUCCCUGGCCGCCUACCUGGAGUCCAAGAAGCUGCUGUUCCCGCGCUUCUUCUUCCUCUCCAACGACGAGCUCAUCGAGAUCCUGAGCGAGGCCAAGGAGCCGCUGCACGUGCAGCCCUUUGCCAAGAAGAUCUUCGAGGCAGUCAGUGAGUUUGAGUUCAACGGCGACCAGGAGAUCACGGCGCUGAUCAGCAUCGAGGACGAGCGCAUCCCGCUGGACCGGCCGGUGGUGACGGACAGCGAACUGGCGCCGGGGGUGGAGUUCUGGCUGAUCAAGGUGGAAGAGCAGAUGCGGGCCAGCCUGGCCACUAUCACCAAGAAGUCCAUCAAGGCCUACGCCUCCACCCCGCGCGCCAAGUGGAUCCUGCAGUGGCCGGGUCAGGUGGUUCUGGCGGUUGCGCAGACCUACUGGACGAUGGGUGUGGUGGAUGCGCUGCUGGGCGGCGGGCUGUUCGGGCUGGUGCAGUACGGCGACCAGUGCGCGCGGGAGCUGAUGGAGGAGGUGAUGCUGGUGCGCGGGCAGCUGAAGCCGCUGGAGCGGGCCACCAUUGGGGCGCUGGUGGUGCUGGAUGUGCAUGCGCGCGAUGUGGUGGCGGAGAUGGUGGCGGAUAAGGUGGCCAGCGUGGACGACUUCAGCUGGCAGAGCCGGCUGCGCUACUACUGGGAGAGCAACACGCUGGCGGUGCGCAUGCUGAACGCGGAGUGCACCUACGGCUACGAGUACCUGGGCAACAGCUCGAGGCUGGUCAUCACUCCGCUCACCGACCGCUGCUACCGCACGCUGCUGGGGGCGCACCACCUCAACCUGGGGGGAGCUCCGGCGGGACCUGCGGGCACGGGCAAGACGGAGACCACCAAGGACCUCGCCAAGGCAGUGGCCAUCCAGUGUGUGGUGUUCAACUGCUCGGACGGGCUGGAUUACCUUGCGAUGGGCCGCUUCUUCAAGGGCCUGGCUGCCAGUGGCGCCUGGGCCUGCUUCGACGAGUUCAACCGCAUCGAGCUGGAGGUGCUGUCGGUGGUGGCGCAGCAGGUGCUCACCAUCCAGCGUGCCAAGGCCGCCGGCAAGAAGCGGUUCCUGUUCGAGGGCACGGACAUGGCGCUAGUGCCCACAUGCAACGUGUUCAUCACCAUGAACCCCGGAUACGCUGGCCGCUCCGAGCUGCCAGACAACUUGAAGGCGCUGUUCCGCGACGUGGCCAUGAUGGUUCCCGACUACGCGCUCAUCUCCGAGAUCAUCCUCUACAGCUACGGCUACCUGGACGCGCGCGCCAUGGCGCAGAAGCUGGUGCAGACCUACCGCCUGUGCUCCGAGCAGCUGUCCAGGCAGGACCACUACGACUAUGGCAUGCGCGCCGUGAUGGCAGUGCUGCGCGCCGCCGGCAACCUGAAGCGCCGCUUUUCCGACCCGCGCACCGCCAGCGAUGCGUACAGCGAGCCGGUGCUAAUGCUGCGCGCCAUCACGGAGGUGAAUCUGCCCAAGUUCCUGGACGAGGACGUGCCGCUGUUCAGGGGCAUCCUGUCCGACCUGUUCCCGGGUAUCUCGCUACCCCAAGUGGACUACAAUGAGCUCACGGCGGCGCUCAAGGCCAACGCCACGGCCAUGAACCUGCAGCCGCUGCCCUCCUUUAUCGAAAAGUGCAUCCAGCUGUUUGAGAUGAUUGUCGUACGGCACGGCCUCAUGCUGGUCGGCCGCUCCUUCAGCAUGAAGACCGUGGCCAUACGCGUGCUGGCGGCGGCCCUGGGCGACAUGUGCGCAGCAGGCCAAGGCGAGCGCAAGGUGAAGACGUUCACCAUCAACCCCAAGGCGGUCACCAUGGGCCAGCUGUACGGCCAGGACGACCCGCUGUCCAAGGAGUGGACGGAUGGCGUGCUGGCGGUGGCGUUCAGGAGCGCUGCUCGGGACACCUCGCCAGACCGCAAGUGGGUCAUCCUGGACGGCCCGGUGGACGCCAUCUGGAUUGAGAACAUGAACACGGUGCUGGACGACAACAAGAAGCUGUGCCUCAACAGCGGCGAGAUCAUUGCCAUGCAGGGCCUGAUGAACAUGAUCUUCGAGGUCCAGGACCUGGCGGUGGCCUCCCCCGCCACCGUGUCCCGCUGCGGCAUGGUGUACAUGCAGCCCUCGCUGCUGGGCUGGCGACCCAUUGUGGACUCCUGGAUGAACACGCUGCCCGAGUGCGUGGACCAGGAAAUCAAGGACUACCUGCUGCGGCUGCUGGCCUGGCUGGUCCCUCCCUGCCUGCGCCUGGUCAUCAAGGACUGCACCCAGCCGGUGCCCUGCCAGGACCUCAACCUAGUCACCAGCCUCACGCGGCUGCUGCAGGCGCUCAUGCUGCCCUACCUGCAGCCGCCAGCACCAGCCGCCGCCCCGCGGCCCGGUGUGCCUCCAUCGCCCCUGACCCCGCCCGUGGUUCCGCCAACCGCCGACCCGGCUGCCCAGCUGGCCACCAUCGAGUGCUUCUUUGUGUUUGCGUUGGUGUGGAGCCUGGGCGCCACGCUGGAUGCUGCCGGCCGGGCAUCCUUCAGCGACCACCUGCGCAAGUUCCUGCGGGGCGAUUACGGGCAGUACGGCAUGUACGUGAUGUCGGAGCCGUGCUACCUGCGGAAGUUCAUGCCGGCGGAGGGCAGCGUGUACGACUGGGUGUACGACACUACGUACGAAUCAUGGCGAGGCUGGAUGGAGCUGGGCAAGGCUCAGAGCAUCAGCCCCGAUGCCGACUACAGCACCAUCAUCGUGACCACCGCCGACGUGGUGCGCUACAGCCACCUGCUGGCGCUGCAGGUGGCCAACCACGUGCCGCUGCUGCUAGCGGGGCCCACCGGAACCGGCAAGUCCGUGUACAUCAAGUCAUUCCUGGCGGACAAGCUGGACCGAGCCAAGUGGACGCACAUGGUGUUCAACUUCUCGGCGCAAACCAGCGCCAACAUGACACAGGACAUCAUCGAUGGCAAGCUGGACAAGCGGCGCAAGGGCGUGUACGGCCCGCCGCUGGGCAAGCGCUGCGCCGUGUUCGUGGAUGACCUCAACAUGCCGCAGCUGGACCGCUACGGCGCGCAGCCGCCCAUCGAGCUGCUGCGGCAGGUCAUGGACCACGGGGGCUGGUACGACAGGCACGACAACAGUUUCCGCAAGCUGGUGGACCUGCAGUUCCUGGCCGCCAUGGGCCCCCCGGGCGGCGGCAGGAACCCCGUCACCAACCGCUACCUGCGCCACUUCCACGUCAUCUACGCCACCGAGUUCGACGCCGCCUCGCUCACUCAGAUCUUCAGCGCGCUCACGGACUGGUGGUUCACCCGCUGCAAGUACACGGACGACGUGGUGGCGCUGCGAGCCAAGCUGGUGGCUGCCAGCCUGGCACUGCACGCCAGCGUGUCGGCCAACCUGCUGCCCACACCCGCCAAGACGCACUACAUAUUCAACCUGCGCGACCUGUCCAAGAUGUUCCAGGGCAUGUCCUUUGUGGGCGAGGCGCUGGACAACGAGCCGGAGCGGCUGCAGCGGCUGUGGGUGCACGAGGCGCUGCGGGUGUACCACGACCGCCUGGUGGACGACGCGGACAGGGAGUGGAUCGCUAACCAGAUCCGCACGCAGGUGGAGAAGCACUUCAGUACACGCUUCGACAAGCUGCUGUCGCGGCUGGCUGGCGAGGGCGGGGACGGCAGCCGGGCGGCGCGUGUGGGCGCUGCCAGCCUGCGGCGGCUCAUGUUCGCGGACUUCCUGACCCCCGGCGCCGAGCCGCGGCGCUACGAGGAGGUGACGGACUUUGAGCGGCUGACGGCCGUGGUGGGCGUGUACCUGGGGGACCUCAAUGCGGGCAACAAGAAGCCGCUGAGCAUGGUGCUGUUCCAGUACUGCCUGGAGCACGUGUGCCGGGUGGCUCGCACCAUCCGCCAGGCGGGCGGGCACGCGCUGCUGGUGGGCGUGGGCGGCAGCGGGCGGCAGAGCGUCACGCAGCUGGCCAGCUUCAUCGAGGACUUCCAGCUGUACUCCAUCGAGGUGAGCAGCUCGUACGGCAUGUCCAACUGGCACGACGACCUGAAGGCCGCCAUGCGCACCGCCGGCGAGAAGCACAAGGACGCGGUGUUCAUGUUCAGCGACAGCCAGAUCCUGGACGAAACCAUGGUUGAGGAGCUGAGCAGCCUGCUCAACACCGGCGAGAUUCCCAACCUGUUCGACGCCGGGGAGCUGGCGACCAUAGGCGAGAACAUCCGGCCCCGCGCGCGAGCCGUCCGCAUGGAUGGCAGCAAGGCCGACCUCUACAACUUCUUCGUGCAACAGGUUCGCCAGCACCUGCGUGUGGUGCUGUGCUUCAGCCCCGUGGGCGACGCCUUCCGCGACCGCCUGCGCCGCUUCCCCUCGCUCAUCACCUGCACCACCAUCGACUGGUUCACGGUGUGGCCCAACGACGCGCUGGCCUCCGUGGCGCAGCAGGCGCUGGGCGAGCUGGCGCUGGACGGCAAGCUGCGGCACCAGCUGGCGGAGCAGUGCGUGCACUUCCACCUCACCGCGCGGGCGCUCACCGACAGGUACCUGCGUGAGGCCCGGCGGCGCUUCUACGUGACGCCCACCAGCUACCUGCAGCUGCUGGACUGCUUCAAGAACCUGCUGCGCCGGCAGCAGCAGGCGGUCAGUGCGCAGCGGCGGCGCUACGAAGUGGGGCUGCAGAAGCUGGCGUCCACGGAGGAACAGGUGCUAACGAUGCGCAAGGAGCUGGAGGAGAAGCAGCCGCGCCUGAUCAGCAGCGGGCGGGAGACGGCGGAGCUGAUUGCGCUUGUGGAGGCGCAGACGGCGGAGGCAGACAAGGUCAAGACGCUGGUGGAGGCUGAGGAGGCCAAGGCCAAGGAGGAGGCGGACAAGGUGGGGCGCAUCAAGAAGGAGUGCGAGCACGACCUGGCCCAGGCCAUGCCGGCCUACAAUGCCGCGAUCAAGGCGCUGAACACGCUGACCAAGAACGACAUCAGCGAGGUGAAGGGCAUGAAGGCGCCGCCCAUGCCGGUGCGGCUGGUGAUGCAGGCGGUGUGCAUGCUGAAGGGGCUGCAGCCCACCAAGGUGAAGGACACCAACACCGGCAAGUUCGUGAUGGACUGGUGGGAGUCGUCCAAGCGCAUGCUCAGCGACAUGGGCUUCCUGGACAGCCUGGUGACGUUCGACAAGGACAACAUCCCCGCCGAGGUGAUCCAGGCGCUGCAGCCGCUGCUGUCGCACCCCGACUUCCAGCCCGCCAAGAUCAAGAAGGUGUCGCAGGCGGCGUUCGGGCUGUGCAGCUGGGUGCGCGCCAUGGACACCUACAACCGGGUGGCCAAGGUGGUGGCGCCCAAGCGGCAGGCGCUGCAGGAAGCUGAGGAGCAGCUGGCAGCCGUGAUGGCGGACCUGGCGUCCAAGCAGGCGGAGCUGCAGGCGGUGGCGGAGCGGCUGGCGGGGCUGCAGGCGCAGCUGGACGCGGCCAAGCGGCGCAAGGCGGAGCUGCAGGCCGACGUGGCGCUGUGCGAGGAGAAGCUGGACCGAGCCACCAAGCUGAUGGCGGGGCUGGGCGGCGAGAAGCUGAGGUGGAGCCAGAAGGUGGAGCAGCUGGGGAAGCAGUACGUGCGGCUCAUUGGCGACAUGCUGCUGUCCGCCGGCGUGGUCGCCUACCUGGGCGCCUUCAGCUCCGAGUACCGCGCGCAGGCGGUGGGCGGCUGGCUGGCGCAGUGCGCCUCGCGCGCCAUCCCCUGCUCCGAGCACUACUCGCUGCUGGGCGCGCUGGGCAACCCGGUGGACAUGCGGCAGUGGGCCAUCUGGGGGCUGCCCAAGGACGACGUGAGCGCGGCCAACGGCAUCAUCGUCACGGAGAGCUCCCGCUGGCCGCUGUGCAUUGAUCCGCAGGGCCAGGCCAACAAGUGGAUCCGCAACAUGGAGUCCUCCCGCCACCUGCUGGUGCUGAAGCCCGCAUCCGACCCCAACUACCUGCGCUCGCUGGCGGCCGCGCUGCCGGUGGGCACCCCGGUGCUGCUGGAGGGGCUGGGCGAGCGGCUGGACGCGUCGCUGGAGCCGGUGCUACUCAAACAGACGUUCAAGAGCUCCGGGAUACAGUGCGUCAAGCUGGGCGACCAGAUUGUGGAGUGGGGUGCCGGCUUCCGACUCUACAUGACCACCAAGCUGCGCAACCCGCACUACCCGCCCGAGGUGUGCACCCGCGUGGUGCUGCUCAACUUCUGCAUCACCCCCGCGGGGCUGGAGGACCAGCUGCUGGGCAUCGUGGUGGCCAAGGAGCGGCCGGAGCUGGAGGAGGAGAAGAACAAGCUCAUCGUGACAGGCGCCGAGAACGCCCGCAAGCUGGUGGAGAUCGAGGACCAGAUCCUGGCGGUGCUGUCCGCCAACCAGGGCUCCAUCCUGGACGACGGCGAGGCGGUGGCGGUGCUGCAGGCAGCCAAGCAGCUGAGCGCGGAAAUCGCAGUACGACAGCAAGAUGCAGCCAAGACGGAGCUGGCCAUUGACAAGGCUCGCACCGCCUACCAGCCCAUCGCCAAGCACGUGUCCGUGCUGUACUUUUGCGUGGCGGAGCUGCUCAACAUCGACCCCAUGUACGCCUUCUCGCUCAACUACUUCAUCCAGCUCUUCCUGCGCUCCAUCGAGGACAGCCCGCACCACAACGCCGUGCCGCGCCGCCUGGCGCUGCUGCAGGAGCACUUCACCUUCUUCCUCUACGUCAAUGUGUGCAGGGGCUUGUUCGAGAAGGACAAGCUGCUGUUCGCCUUCACGCUGGCCGCCAGCAUCCAGGUGGCGGCGGGCAAGCUGGCGCCGGAGCAGCUACGCUUCAUGGUGACAGGCGCCCUCUCCAUGGACAACCCGCACCCCAACCCCUCACCCAGCUGGCUCAGCGACCAGGCCUGGUCGCACGUGUGCGAGCUGGAGGGCGUGUCCGAGGUGUUCACGGGGCUGCGUGAGAGCUUCGCCACGCACAACGCCAAGUGGCACGAACUGUACGACAGCCCCGCGCCGCACCAACAGGAGCUGCCUGCCAGCUUCCAGGAGCGCUGCGACGCCUUCCAGCGGCUGCUGCUCAUGCGCUGCCUCACCCCCGACAAGCUGGUACCCGCAGUGGCGGCAUUCGUGGCGGGCAGCAUGGGCACACGGUACAUUGAGCCGCAGGACUUCAAGCUGAGCUCCAUCUUCGCGGACAGCUCCUCCUCCGUGCCCAUCGUGUUCGUGCUGUCACCCGGCUCCGACCCCAUGGCGGACCUGUUGGCGUUCGCCGAGGACAGGCGCAAGCAGGUUGAGGCAGUGAGCCUGGGACAAGGCCAGGGCCCCAUAGCAGAGCGCAACAUCGCGCAGGGCAUCAAGGAUGGGCGAUGGGUCGUCCUGCAGAACUGCCACCUGGCCAAGUCCUUCUUGCCGCGUCUGGAGCUGCUGUGCGAGCAGCAGCUGACGGAGGGCGACGUGAACCCCGACUUCCGGCUGUGGCUCACCUCCUACCCUUCCGACAUCUUCCCGCAGUCCAUUCUAGAGAACGGACUCAAGAUCACCAACGAGCCGCCCAAGGGGCUCAGAGCAGGCAUGGAGCGCAUCUACAAGAGCGAGCCCAUCUCCGACAAGUCCUUCUUCGACGGCGCCAUCCGCCAGCCCGAGGCGUUCAAGCACCUCAUGUACGCGCUGGCCUUCUUCCACUGCGUGGCGGUGGGCAGGAGGAACUACGGCCCCGUGGGUUGGAACAUCCCCUACGCCUUCAACGAGAACGACCUGCGCAUCAGCCUGCGCCAGCUGCGGCUCUUCCUGGACGAGCACGACUCGCCGCCGCUGCGGAUGCUGGUGUACACGGCCGGCGAGUGCAACUACGGAGGCAAGGUGACUGACGCCAAGGACCGGCGCACGCUGAUGACGCUGCUGGAGGUGUACUACCGGCCCCAGGUGGCGGCGGGGGACGCCAAGCUCACACCCAGCGGCACCUACACCAUCCCGGAACUAGGGGACUACGCGCACUACCUGUCCGUGCUGACCCGGCUGCCGCUGGGCGAGGCGCCCCCCGAGGUGUUCGGACUGCACCCCAACGCCACCAUCAGCCGGGACCUGGCGGAGGCGCGGCAGCUGCUGGAGGGGCUGGCGCUCACCACCACCUCGCUCACGGCCACCAGGCAGACGGAGGAGGCGGGCGAGCAGAGCGACGCCCAACCCCGUGUCAACAGCGGCGGCGGCGCUGAGGCGGGUGGCGGCGGGGCAGCCGGCGGCGCCCACCAUGGUGGCGGCGGUGGUGGCGGUCUUCGCUCCCUCGCCGCCGAGCUCAGUGCCAAGCUGCCCCCCGACUUCGACCUGGAGGCGGCCGCCCGCAAGUUCCCGGUGACCUACCUGGACUCCAUGAACACGGUGCUGGUGCAGGAGCUGGGGCGGGUCAACGUGCUGCUGCAGGUGAUCCGUGUGAGUCUGGAGGAGCUGGGUCGUGCACUGCUGGGCGAGGUGGUGAUGAGCGGCGAGCUGGAGCGUGUGGCGCACGCGCUGGGUGCGGGCAAGGUGCCGGAGCUGUGGCUGGCCAAGUCCUUUCCCAGCCUCAAGCCGCUGGGGCCCUACGUGAAGGAGCUGCUGGAGCGCGUGGCGUUCUUCGACACCUGGCUCAACAACGGCCCGCCGGUAGUGUUCUGGAUCAGCGGCUUCUUCUUCACGCAGGCUUUCCUGACCGGCGCCAAGCAGAACUUUGCUCGCAAGCACCACGUGCCCAUCGACCUCAUCGACUUCCAGCACCUGGUGUGCGACGGCCCGGACGACGUGGCCGCAGCGCCCGAGGACGGGGUGCUGUGCAGCGGCAUGUUCAUGGAGGCGGCGGGCUGGGACCCGGUGGCGCACCAGCUGUGCGAGAGCGAGCCGCGGGUGCUGUUCGUGCAGCUGCCGCCCGUGCACUUCCGGCCGGCGAGGGUUGGGGAGGAGGAGGAGAUGGUGCAGCUUCCGGAGGGCAUGGUCAUGUACACCUGCCCCCUCUACAAGACCAGCGAGCGACGCGGCGUGCUGUCCACCACGGGCCACUCAACCAACUUCGUGUGCGACGUCAGCCUGCCCUCCGCGCAGCCGGAAUCGCACUGGAUCUUGCGAGGGGUUGCGCUCUUGACAUCACUUGACUCGUGACAGCGCCGUGACAUAGUUGUGAGCUAGUCGCGCCGUGACCAAUAGGAUAGCGUGCGAAAUCCACUUUAGACGACAGGCUGACAGGGCAGACACCCGCGUGCAUAUACCGUAUUUGCUGCCGAGUGGGCAGUCCGGGUCGACAUUUUAAGACCUCUUGAUGGACAUGGCUGCAUUAACACCGCUAUUUUAUUCUUGUUCUGGACUUGUGAUCUUGAAUUGCCAGAGGGCAGUUUGCCCAGUUGAUCCUGGGCAAGAAUUGGAUAACCCGUCGGGAUUGUACCAGGACAGGUGUUUUACCUAGCGUAUUACAUGACACUGGUCGUUGCCAGAAUCUCGUGAACCGGCAUUUCCUUUGCCCUUGCUUCCUCCAUCUGAGGCUUAUAGCGCUGAGGCAGGUUCCCUUGGGUUGGAUGUUGCAGGUGAUCUUCCCGAUCACCUGUUUGUGAUGGCAGGCAGUGUAAGUACAUAGUAUAG
This is a messenger RNA of Astrephomene gubernaculifera, 15795 nucleotides long. The record is from the annotation of a GenBank genome assembly. Lineage: Eukaryota; Viridiplantae; Chlorophyta; Chlorophyceae; Chlamydomonadales; Astrephomenaceae.